GUGGAUCACAGUCUAUUCUUAGCAACACAUCACGAUCGGCAGUUUUGCGUAUAUAUACUUGCUGUUGUCACUUACUGUCGCCCUCAAUCGUUCGGAUACCGGCCGGCGAGUCAGUUACCGUCAUGUCCCUGCCUAAUCUCGAGGAGUUCAGUUCAAGUUCGGGGGAUGAACUGCGAACAGAUCUGAAAUCAUUAUUACACCAGCGGGGCGGACCAUACGACACGGAAGAAUUAUGGCGAAAAACACCCGAGUACGAGUUAACGGAAGAUGACAAACAGAGGGCAGAACAACGGAAGGAAAACAACAAACUCGCCGCCAAGAAGAGUCGUCAGAAGAAGAAGAGUCAGCUGAACACUCUGGAAAGGCGAGCAGAGGAGCUGAAGUCACAGCGCGCGCAUCUCCUGAGGGAGCGACAGCGGUUGAACCAGGAGCGGGAGAAGUUGAAGCAGCUCCUACUUCACCAUGCCACCACGUGUCCAGGCGUCAGUGACUGUCUCAAAAGAAAACUGGACAUUUAUUAGAAACAUUAAUCCUAAACACGACAGGAAUCAUUUCAUAGAAAUCUGAGAAGGCAGCACCACCAGAUAGCACGUGACACGUUCACGAGACUGUUCAUCCAUUGUAUCGUCGAGAUGCAAUAACUGUGAUACAUACCAAUAAAAUAGUUAAAUGACCAAA
Molecule: messenger RNA, 678 nt
Organism: Haliotis rubra (blacklip abalone)
Lineage: Eukaryota; Metazoa; Mollusca; Gastropoda; Lepetellida; Haliotidae
Product: basic leucine zipper transcriptional factor ATF-like
Exons: 3
Coding region: 123-521 (132 amino acids)
Biological process (GO): regulation of transcription by RNA polymerase II
Cellular component (GO): nucleus
Molecular function (GO): RNA polymerase II cis-regulatory region sequence-specific DNA binding; DNA-binding transcription factor activity, RNA polymerase II-specific
Source: RefSeq, a predicted model, not a curated record